ACAUCAAACCCUUCUGUUCUUCUUCUUCAUCUUCUUCUCUCCUCCUCCUCCCUCUCUGUAAACGGCUUCUGAAAAGCCAAAUUCCUUUUGAUUUUCCUCUGCUCUUCUCAACAGCUUGUCAGUUUUUUCUGGAUCUGGGCUUUGUUUGUUUCUCUGAUCUAAAACAUGGUUGUUGAAGUUCUCAGUCCACAAGAUUGCCUCAAACACCCUUCAAGUGAAGGCCUCCUCUCGCUUCCGAUGAAAUACCACUCCCGAAACCCUAACCCUACCCCUAACCGGGCCGCCCGUCCCCAGCCCGACCGCCGCAAGCCGCAGCGCAAGCCGGCCCGGCCUAACACCACCACCUCCUCCCCGGUCCAGAAGGCUCCAGUUCCCCAAGCCCUCCUCACCGGCCAGGUCAAAAUCCUCAAGCGCGGCGAAGAGCUCCCGAAGCCGGAGGAGCUCCCAAAGCCGGCGCCAUCAUCCAAAGAGAAUCGCUCACCUCAGAAACAGAACCAGAAAGUUCCAGAUCUCGGAUCUGCAGUUCGUUUGGGUCCGAACCCGAAGAAGGUUCCCAAGCAGACCCGACUCGCUGACCCGGUUAACCCGGCUCUCGGGUUCUACGCCGGGUCGUCAUCCUGUAUAGCCUCCCCGCCUCCGAGCUCGCUUCCACUUCCGUCUUUCUUCGCAAAGAAGAACGCCGUCGUUUCGAACACCGAUGAAGCCGCCAGCGAGUUACUGAAGCUUCUUCGGCUUAAUUUAUCUUAGGCCGACCCGUCAGUCGGUUUGAUUAUACACUUGAGCAUGUGCAGCAGUUGUUCCUGGGUUUAUAUAUUAGCUAGCUAAUGAUCGGGUUUCUGAUUCUCGACAUUUCCCCUUAUUUUUUCGAAGGGAAAGUCGGUGAGCUCACAAUUCGACCUAACAGCAAACGCUUUUUCUUCUUUUCUGGGUUAGAUGUGCAGCAGCAGUAGUGAUAAUGGUUCCAGUGGGUAUUUUUUAGAUUAUGGGUGUUAAAUUUUUCUGGGUAAUAGGUUUGGGGUAAGUAAGUAAGUUGUUCUAGUUUUCUGGCUCUGGGUUGAUAAAUUUAGGUUUGGGUAAUUGGGUUAAAUAUUUGUCUUUGUUUAUUUCUUUCAAUACAUACAUAGAUUAGGCCUACACAGGUAUAGGUGUUGAAAGAGCUUGUAUCUUGUAGAGUUUAUUGUAUUGUAUGUGCAACUCUUUUAUGUUAUUGUCAGGUUAUUAAUAAAAUCUUCGUUCUAUUUUAUA
Messenger RNA from Rosa chinensis, 1245 nucleotides. Its product is annotated as pollen-specific leucine-rich repeat extensin-like protein 2. NCBI's taxonomy places the organism in Eukaryota, Viridiplantae, Streptophyta, Magnoliopsida, Rosales, Rosaceae. The record is from RefSeq and is a predicted model, not a curated record. The transcript has a single exon. Bases 166 to 747 code for a protein of 193 amino acids.